UCUUGUGUUUGCCAGAUCAGCCAGACAACGAUCGUUCAGUGAACUGACUGUACUCUGCUCCCGCUGCUCGUCCUCAAGUAUGGAUUCCUCUUUUCUGGUUGUCGCUUUUCUCUUCUCUUUCAGUCUUUUUUCUAAUGGAGAGAGGACGCUCAAGUUUGUCAAUGUGCUUUAUCGUCAUGGGGACAGAUCUCCAAUCAGGGCCUAUCCCACUGACCCCAAUAAUGAGAGUGCCUGGCCCCAGGGUUUUGGACAGCUCUCUAAGGAGGGAAUGAAGCAGCACUACGAACUGGGUCAGUUUUUAAAGAAACGCUACACAGGAUUCCUGAGUGAGCGCUAUAAUCGGCAUGAGAUAUUCAUCAGAAGUACUGAUGAAGAUCGGACUCUAAUGAGUGCAGAAGCGAACCUGGCUGGCAUGUUCCCACCUACUGGUUCUGACAUGUUUCAUCCAGAUUUGAAAUGGCAACCAAUACCUGUUCACACUGUCCCAGAGGAUGAAGACAGGCUGCUCGCAUUCCCUUUGCAUGACUGUCCACGUUACGCACAGUUAAUGAACGAGACUGAAAAAACAGACAUUUUUGUUAACAUGACUGAAAAAUAUAAGGCCUUCAUAGAGAUGGUGAGAGAAAAUACAGGACUGGAGAAAGUCAACAUUGCGAAUAUUUGGAGCGUGUAUGACACAUUGUUCUGUGAGAAAACACAUAAUAUCACACAUCCUGGCUGGGUUAACCAAAGUGUGGUAGAGACACUGAAGGUCUUGAAUGACUUUAGUUAUCAGAUUUUGUUUGGUGUCUACAAGAGAGAAGAGAAGUGCAGACUGCAGGGAGGCUUGCUUUUAGAUCAGAUCAUUAAGAAUCUCUCAAAUGCAACAGAACUAAACUCUCAACAAAAAGUGAAGAUGAUCGUAUACUCAGCGCAUGACACAACAGUUGUAGCCCUGCAGGAAGCUUUGAAUGUCUUUAAUGGCCUGCAGCCACCUUAUGCCUCAUGUCAUCUAAUUGAACUUUACCACGAAGGGAACGGGAAUUUUUCAGUGGAGAUGUUUUAUCGCAAUGGCACUAAUGCGUCUGAGCUGCACACUGUGUCUUUACCGGGCUGUUCCCAGCGCUGCCCCCUACAGGACUUUGUGGACCUUACACGUGAAGUCAUACCACAAGACUGGCAAAAAAGAGUGUCAGAUAAAAAAGGAAACCACACACACUGCUAAUCUGUGUUGGGGAAAGUUACUAAAAGUUAAAAUAAAAAAAGGUAGCUAAUUACAUUACUUAGUUACCUUUUAUGGAAAGUAAUGCGUUACCUUAUGUUUACGUUACUUUUAAAAUCUGGACAGGGCUUGCUUGUUUGUUUUUAAUUAAAAAAAGUUAUAUUUUUAGCAAAUGUAAAAGCCUUUUCACUCCAAAGUGAAAUGAAUAAGCCUCGGGCUGAAGGGAAAGAAAAAUCAUGUCUUUACAGUAGAAUGCUUCAGCAUUCUUCAGCAAUAAAAAACAAAUAUUAGUUUAUCUAAAGUUAUUUUUCUUAUUAGUAUGAUUGAACUCAUCAAAGAUCAUCAGAGGUCAGCAAAGGCAUUGGUUAUUAAAGAGGAGAAUAAAUACAUAAAGGAUAUUGAGUAGAAUGCAUUGAGAUACUGGUCUCCAUACCAGUCUUUCUGAUCCCAGCAAAACAUUUCUGCAGAUGAUAUGCUGCACAUCUACAGUACUUUUCAAAUGAACUAGGCCUUCAUCUUCUUUGGCCAGAAACAAAACGCUCUGAGGAAUCCAGUGUAAAUUGUCCCAAAAGAAUUCCACGAUUUCUGCUUGAAUUUUUGAUAAAAAGCCACACUGUAAA
Messenger RNA from Labeo rohita (rohu), 1821 nucleotides. RefSeq names its product lysosomal acid phosphatase. Gene Ontology annotation, cellular component: lysosome. Lineage: Eukaryota; Metazoa; Chordata; Actinopteri; Cypriniformes; Cyprinidae. Bases 80 to 1204 code for a protein of 374 amino acids. Gene Ontology annotation, molecular function: acid phosphatase activity. The transcript has 10 exons. Gene Ontology annotation, biological process: lysosome organization; dephosphorylation. The record is from RefSeq and is a predicted model, not a curated record.